Molecule: messenger RNA, 3420 nt
Organism: Doryrhamphus excisus (bluestripe pipefish)
Lineage: Eukaryota; Metazoa; Chordata; Actinopteri; Syngnathiformes; Syngnathidae
Gene: dnajc16l
Product: DnaJ (Hsp40) homolog, subfamily C, member 16 like
Source: RefSeq, a predicted model, not a curated record
AACAGCCGGAAGUCAUUCAAUUCAUAGCCAUGAUACGGAGUAUUUGCUAAUGUACACCACUAGCUACAAAAUAAUGUGUUCGGCGUUGUAAAUACCACAAUGUCUGUCUUUAAUCUCAACGUUUUGAACAAUAAAUUCAAUCUAAGCUCCUAACUUUACGUAUCGAUGCACGGCACGAUAGUUGUGUAACGCUACUUCAGUCGUUAGCGGUGAGGGACAGCGACGAGCAAUGACUGCUGGAGGGAACAGCCGUCAUCCUGGGCCAUGUCUGCUGGUGCUCGCCAUCUUUCUCCUAAUUCUGACUGACUCUGUGGUGGAAACCACCUCUGGACACAAUCCCUAUCAAAUCCUGGGUGUCAGCAGGAGCGCCAGUCAGGCAGAAAUCAAAAAAGCAUACAAGAAUCUUGCCAAAGAAUGGCAUCCGGAUAAAAAUAAAGACCCCAAUGCAGAAGAUAUGUUCAUUAAGAUUUCAAAGUCAUAUGAGAUUUUAUCCAAUGAGGAGCGAAGGGCCAAUUUUGACCGCUAUGGGCAGAUGGAUGAAAACCAACCAUUUGGCCAGUCCCAACAUCAUGGCUUCCGGAGCUUCCGUAAUGGUUUCUACUUCGAUGAGUCCUUUUUUCAUUUCCCCAGGUCCAGGGAUUUUGCAGACAGCAAAUACCUGCUCCACCACGCUCAGUUUAACAGCGAUGUCCUCCCAGACAGCCACAAAAGGCCCUACCUCAUCAAAGUGACCUCGGAGUGGUGCUUUGCGUGCAUCCACAUCGAGCCUGUGUGGAAGGAGAUUGUGCAGGACUUGGAGCCACUGGGUGUGGGCAUUGGGAUUGUCGAUCUGGGUUAUGAACGUCGUCUGGCCAACCAACUGGGAGCUCACCGCGCUCCCUCCAUCAUCGGACUGGUGAACGGCAGAGUGACCUUCUUCCAUCAAUCCAUUGUUCGAGAGUACCUGCGGCAAUUCAUUGAGGACCUCCUGCCCCAGAAGCUAGUUGAAAAGAUUACUGAUGACAACUACCAGCAGUUUCUAGGUAGCUGGCAUGUUGAGAACAAGCCCAGUGUUCUUUUGUUUGACCAAGUUGCCAACGUUCCUCUCGUCUACAAGUUAACAGCAUUUGCAUUCCGAGACUAUGUUCAUUUUGGCUACGUGGACCAAGGCGACACACACAAUAUCCAGCUCCUGCGGCAGUUCCACAUAAACUCGUACGCCCCCACCAUGUUGCUAUUCAAAGAAGACACUGAAAAUCCAGUGGACAUCAUCCAGGCGAGAGGAAUGAAGCGGCAGAUCAUGGACGAGUUUGUUUCCAACAACAAGUUCCUGCAAGUUCCCCGUUUGGUCAACCAGGAGCUGUUUGACGAGCUGUGCCCCGUUAAGCAAUUUCACAGACGAAGGAAAUACUGUGUGCUGCUAAUCACCAGUGAGGACCAAGCUUUUCUCCCCGGGAAUAAGGCCUUCUUGGACUUUGCCACCGCUAAUAAAAAGGAGGUGCUGCGCUUUGCAUAUGUCUACCACAGUCAGCAGCAGCCUCUCUGCCAGGCUCUCCUUCCCAACCAGGUUGUCCUCUCCCCCCAGGUGUUGAUUCUCGAGAGGCGCAGCCCGUCUGGCAAGGUGCUGUACCGUUCUGUAAUUGGUGGCUGGAACGGCAGCGAGGAGGAGAAGUACCGCCUCCUUGAGCAUCUGGAGCUCGUUCAGAAGGACCCCACGUAUCUGACCUCUGACGCCACCCUGCCAGAGCUCAACAACGAGAUGGCACCUAUUUUUCUCAUUCAAUGGUUGAAUACUGCUUAUGAUUACAUCCUGCAAGUUUAUGAUGACCUUCUCUACUCCAACUGGCGAGAGAUGAUGCCCAUCCUGUCGUUGAUCUUCUCGGCUCUCUUCAUUCUUUUUGGGACUGUCAUCAUCCAGGCCUUCAGUGAACCAGGUGAGAGUGAACCCCGGAAACAAGCACCAAAGGAGCAACCUCACACUGAGCAGGAUACGUCAAACAGAGCCAAUACCUCAAGCCGUCCCCCCAAGAAGGAUUUUGUGGAGGUCACAGAGCUGACGGACGUCACGUACAUCAGCAACCUGGUCAAGCUGAGGCCCGGCCACAUCAACGUGGUACUGGUGCUGACCAAUGCAUCAAAGAAUGCGUUGCUGCGCAAGUUUGCCAAGGAGGUCUUUUCUUUCUCAGGAACUCAGACCAUCCACUUCUCCUUCCUCAACGCCGACAAGCAUCGUCAUUGGAUGCCAACUCUUCUCCACUCGGCGGCGGACACUGCACGCACCCGUUGCCAUUCCGACGAGGACGAGGAUUCUUCAGACUACACCGGCCAUGUCUUGGCGCUUAAUGGCUACAAGAAAUACUUUUGCCACUUCAGGCCCGUCUUCACAGGAGAUGAUCCUCGCGACGCCUCGUCCGUCUCAGAGACCUCGUUUUCUGAGAGCAGGAGAACGUCCCGCUCGAGGUCGAGGUCCAGCUCAGACUCUCGAUCCCGAUCCCAUUCCAGAGAAAACGUAUCGGGCUCCAAGAGAGGGUCGAGUAGAGCCACAAGCAUCGAGGUACACCACAAGUUAGACCGACUGGGACUGUGGAUGGAGAGGCUCAUGGAGGGUACUCUGCCCAGGUGGCAGGUCCCUUCCUGGCCUUUCCUCCAUGAUGCCGACAACCUCGCCGCUGAGAGCUGAAGUCGGCGUUACUACGGUAGCCGUCACCCUUAGUGGUCUUGCUUUCUUAUGAAGUUAACCCCAAGUUUUCUUUGUGCCUGUUCAGACCUGGCCUUUGCUGGAAAACCCGGGAGCAUUUCAAACAUUUGGGACGCUUUGAUUUGCAUGCAACACUAUUAAGAUGUGUUUGUUUUUGUGGCACACCGGGCACAGGCUUCUGUGUGAUGGGCGUCAUACGGGACACAUGCUAAUGCCACGUCUGAACAAGCCUUUUGGCGCAAGUAGGUUUCAGCACCGAGCUAUUGCGUUUAUUGCUCACGAAAAGGCCAUCACGGGUCUUAGAACGCUUAAUUGUGCAUGUUAAUGAGCUGUAGUCGAGCGUCUAAACACGUUUAGAGGCAAAUGCAAAUUCUAACCCGUACGAUAGCUCUUCAUGAACGUCAAAAGGCACAGCUGGAAGGGAUUUUUAAAAGUAGUUAACCAUUUCAAGCCUUAACUGUCAAAGCAGUGAAAGAUUUACUUUAUUAUAAAGCAUGGGAUAAGAACAUCAACCACAAACAAGCGUAUAGCUCAUUUGCACUGGAUACUGUCUUUUUAUUCCAUAAUUAAAUAAUUAGCUUCUGGAAAAAAAAAUAAUUGCAUUACACUGUAACUCAUGUUUUGUUGUUUAUGGCAUUUAAUGAUCUAGUGCUUCUUUAUAAACUAUUUAUUAAAAUGUGUGCAUAUUGUUUUGAUAUGUGUCCUUUAUUCUAUUAUAAACUAAUAAAUGUUUGUUUCUGUCA